ACCCGAGCCGGGUAAAUUUAACUCUGGGCUGGGUGUGUAACGGAGGAAUAAGAGAAGCCCGGCAUCCCGUUUCGAGUUUCUUCGCAUCUUCUUCUUCACCUUCAAUCUCACAGUGUAAUUCACCGAUUCUAAUGGCGAGCCGCUCAGACAAAUCAUCAAAGCGACGCAAGAAGAAGCGCGUGGACGACACUCUAACCACAUCCUCCUCAUCGUCAUCGGAAUCUUCGAGUUCCGACAGUGAAGACAACGGAAAACGAUCCCGCAGGCGGCGAAAACACAGCAAGCGUCACCGGAGCAGAGAGAGGAGCAGUUCGAGGAGACACAGAGAUGAUAAGAGGGAGAAACGGAGGAAGCAUCGUCGGAGAGAGAAGAAGAAUGCGUCUGAGUCGGAGUCCGAGUCAGGUAGUGAGUCGGAACGAGUUAGGGAUAAGCCCGAGGAUGUGAUUAGGUUCAUUUUGAACGAGUUCUCUGGCGUUGCUGCCGAUUUGGAGCAGCUUCUGAAAAUGAUUGAUGAUGGACAAGCUGUUGAUAUAAGUGGACUGUCAGAAAAAUCUUUGGUCAAGCAUCUUAGAAAGUUGUUUUUAUCAUUAGAUCUCAAGGAGAGUCAUGAGUUGGUCUUUCUCUUGCCUCCGAAUGUUUGUCCCACACUAAAGGUUGUAGGAUCCAUCAUACACCCUAAUGUGGAACCUCCUGUGCAAAAUAUCGAUAAUCCCGCACCUGAAAUUGAUGUACAAGAAGUGCCAUCAGAUGUAAAUACUAGACAUAUGCCUGAAGAUUUUAACAUGAAGUUGCCAUCUCCAAGGCAAGAUGUUGCUGGUCCUAAAAGGAGGGUCAUUGGUCCUGAGAUGCCAUCUGCUGAGUUGCUUGCUGCAGCAGCUAAGUUGACAGAGGCCGAGGCUGAACUACGGGAUGCAGAGAUGGAUGGAGGCGAUGGAGGAUUAUUUAUUGGGCCUCCACCUCCAGCUGUGGUGAAGGAAGCUGAAUCAGCAAAUGAGGCUGAGCGUUUUGAAGAGGUCACACGGAUUAUGGGUGCUGAUGUUGAUAGUCCAUAUGAUGUUGUUGGUGUCAACAGAAAUAUGCCCGCUGAGAAUAUCAAGAAAAGGUACUGGAAACUGUCCCUUAUGGUGCAUCCGGAUAAAUGCCCUCAUCCUCAAGCCAAUCAAGCAUUUAUCAUUUUGAACAAGGCCUUUAAAGAUUUACAAGAUCCGGAUAAGCGUAAAGCGAUGGAUGACAAAAUUAUACAGAAAGAGGAACAGGAGAGGUUUAAGGUAGAAUUGAAAGAAAUGCGCGAAGCUGCACACUGGAGGCGGUUGCAAGGUUUAUCCAUGGAGGGUGAUGAAGCUCUCUUGGCAGAUAUGGACGUUAAAGUUGAAAAGAAAAGAGACGAAUGGAUGACAACUUUACCUCCUGAGCGAAAACCAGGUGUGACUACUCAGUCUACAAAAUUUAACAGGAAUACUAAAGAAGGCCGUGGUGAUACUAGUGCCUGGACAGAUACCCCUUUAGAGAGAGCUCAGAGAGCAAAAAUGAAUUACUUGGAAGCUUAUAAUACAGCUACAGCACUUGCCUCAAAUGAUCAGCAAAACCAAACCACAAAUAUGGACGCAGAGUUGGUGGACAAGUAUAAUAAAGCGAAAAGGUCGAAGUCGCUGGUGGAGAAGCAUCAAGAAACAGCUGGUAAGCGUUCGAAGAAAAAAGCGAAGCAAGAUUCCUCAAAGGAUGAGUGGCAGGGGCAACAUCCAUGGAAGCCCUGGGAUCGUGAGAAGGAUUUGACAGCUGGGCGGCAAAAUGUUAAACUUGACGCUGAAAACAUGUCUCAAGGUCUAUCUUCUAGAUUCUCUUCCGGAUCAUUCCAGAGAAAUUUUCUGUAAGAGUAAGAGUGAAGAUGUUCCUAGUAAUAUGCUCCCCCCCUAAAGUUCUAUGUUUCAGAAGCAUCUUUAUAGUGAAAUUGAGUUCUUAUACAGAAAGCUUCUGGAGUUGAGCCUCGGUUCCUGGUUUGGUAAUAUAGAGUAGCUCAUCCUUGCAGCUCCUCGUGACUUGUGUGCACAUCUCAGAGUUGUCGAUCUUUAGAUGUUUUCUGUAUAAUUUAUAUGCUAAUUAUUACAUGUUGAGCUUGUAUUCUUCCAUUUGAGAAGUUGAAAUUGUUGCAACAAAGAUUUAAUACUAGGAAGUUGAGCGUAACGGGAUUAAUAAGAAAUUACAGUAUGCAGUUUGAAAUGA
Messenger RNA from Daucus carota subsp. sativus, 2220 nucleotides. RefSeq lists its product as uncharacterized. NCBI's taxonomy places the organism in Eukaryota, Viridiplantae, Streptophyta, Magnoliopsida, Apiales, Apiaceae. The transcript is spliced from 11 exons. The record is from RefSeq and is a predicted model, not a curated record. The coding region runs from base 132 to 1871 and encodes 579 amino acids.